AUGGAAAUUGAUCCGGAGCGCAAGACAGUCUUAAAGACGUUUCUUCAAAAGACCAAAACCCUUGAGACGAAGGAUGUAGCUCUCACAAAAAUCAAAGAGGAAUUAGCGAGUGCCAAAGAACAGUUUACCCGGAAUGAAGCGAUACUUCUUUCCCUGCAAGCCAUUGGGAUGUCGAUAGCAGAAGUUUUGAAGUGUUUGAGUGAAGACAAGUACAUUGUUAAAGUGUCUAUGGGCCCGCAUUAUGUUGUCGGGUGUCGUAACGCACUUGACAAGUCGAAGAUCACGCAAGGCACCCGAGUAGCUCUCGACGUCUCGACGAACACGAUCAUGAAGAUUCUUCCCCGAGAAGUUCAUCCCGCGGUCUAUUCGAUGUCAGUUGAAUCGCCUGGUUCAGUAGCUUAUACGGACA
Molecule: messenger RNA, 409 nt
Organism: Entamoeba invadens IP1
Lineage: Eukaryota; Evosea; Mastigamoebida; Endamoebidae
Product: 26S protease regulatory subunit S10b, putative
Exons: 1
Biological process (GO): positive regulation of RNA polymerase II transcription preinitiation complex assembly
Cellular component (GO): cytosolic proteasome complex; proteasome regulatory particle, base subcomplex
Molecular function (GO): proteasome-activating activity
Source: RefSeq, a predicted model, not a curated record